Molecule: messenger RNA, 1185 nt
Organism: Aegilops tauschii subsp. strangulata
Lineage: Eukaryota; Viridiplantae; Streptophyta; Magnoliopsida; Poales; Poaceae
Product: mitochondrial import inner membrane translocase subunit TIM22-4
Biological process (GO): protein insertion into mitochondrial inner membrane
Cellular component (GO): TIM22 mitochondrial import inner membrane insertion complex
Molecular function (GO): transmembrane protein transporter activity
Source: RefSeq, a predicted model, not a curated record
AGACUGGAAGAGGCACGCACCAGUGCACCCCCACCGGAUCCCCUUCCCUUAACGCCGCCUCUUUUCUUGGAGGGGAGGAAAAGAAAGCGAAGGGAAGGAGGACAAGUAGCGAGCCCUGAGGAACUUCUCGGCUCGGCUUCUUCUCCAAUCCCACUCAUUGCCUUUCCAGCGAUCCCCACGGGCCGCAGCUAGCUCCGCCGUCGCGCUACCGGGAGGGGGAGGGAGAUCAGACUGUGAGAUGGCUUCGCCGGAGCCAUCGGCGGCGGCGGCGGCGGCGGCCGGGGCGGGCGGCGAUGCGGCCGGCCAGAGGGCUCCAGUGGAGCCGCUCCGGCUGCCAACGCCGGAGGAGAUCAAGGGGCAGGAGAUGAUGAACAACUGCGCCGUCCGGAGCGUCCUCAGCGGUGUCAUGGGGGGUGGUCUUGGUGUACUUAUGGGACUAUUUUUUGGAGCUUUGGAAAAUCCAAUAAUGGCAGAGGAGAUGACAGCAAGGCAACAAAUAGUCUACCAGGCAAAACAGAUGGGUAGGAAAAGUAUGAGCCAUGCUAAGACCUUUGCAGUAAUGGGCUUGAUUUUCUCUGCAGCUGAAUGCGUCGUUGAAAAGGCUCGGGCAAAGCAUGACAUUACCAAUUCAGCAGUAGCUGGCUGUGUCACAGGAGGAGCUUUAGCUGCAAAAGGUGGCCCUCAAGCUACAUGUAUCGGGUGUGUGGGUUUUGGUGCCUUCUCUGUGGCGAUUGAGAAGUUCAUGGAGCGAUAUAACUGAUCGGUGAUGGAAACGUUGCAUCCUAUAAAUUGAGUGAUGCUGUCUUUCUAGCAAGCAUUAGCAGGAUUCAGCAUUGGCCGAACAACUUUUGGUUUAUUUUGCAAUAUUCAGUCGUUGGCAUGUCUGUACUCAGAGAUGGUGUGACCUAUCCAUCGCACUGAGUAGCUACAUUGUUUCUCCAGUCUGUAGCCUGUUUGAUGUCAUGGCAUGUGGUAUACGCAUUUUGACUUAUGCUAUCUCGUAGCUAGCUGCAUUUCUUCCUCCCAGGAUUUUGCUCUGCCAAAUGCCAUGACGACACGAUUUUGGGGACAGCACUGCGGUAAGGGAAAUAUGUAGUUCAAAUGCAAAUUAAAACAUCUGUUUUCAUCUGUGCCGUCACUAGCAGCGGUAUAUCUUAUAUCUUUGCUUCAGAGAAGUCGCUUUAA